This is a messenger RNA of Diversispora eburnea, 931 nucleotides long. NCBI's taxonomy places the organism in Eukaryota, Fungi, Glomeromycota, Glomeromycetes, Diversisporales, Diversisporaceae. The record is from the annotation of a GenBank genome assembly.
AUGAGCGACAGCAAUCUAAUAGAACUUACUCAAGAAAUUGACUUAAAGAAAUUAACCGAAGAAUAUAAAAAAACAGUAAUAGUACUUGAUUUUUGGGCAGAAUGGGCUCAACCAUGCAAACAAAUGAAUGAUGUAUUUACAGAAUUAGCAAAAAAGCAUACAACGCUUAAAUUUAUCAAGAUUGAAGCCGAGAAAUUUGCGGAUCUUUCCGAAUCUUUCAAUAUUGCAGCUGUUCCAACAUUCAUUGUUCUUAAGAACGGAAAAAUUGCGGAUCGAAUUGAUGGAGCGAAUGCACCUGAACUUACUAGCACAGUAGAAAAACAUGCUAAAGGCACAUCACUUUCUAUAGGAAUAAAAACUCAACCUGAUUUAUCAAAAGCAUCAACAACUUCAAAAAUCGAUUUAAAUACUCGACUUAAAGAAUUAAUUAAUUCUAAUCCAGUUAUGGCAUUUAUUAAGGGUACACCAAGUCAACCACGUUGUGGAUUCUCUCGACAACUUAUAGAAAUUCUUAAUGAUAAUCAAGCUAAAUUUAGUUCAUUUAAUAUUUUAGCUGAUAUUGAACUUUAUGUCAAAGGAGAAUUAAUUGGUGGAUUAGAUAUUGUUAAAGAAUUAGUUGAAAAUGGAGAAUUUAAAAAUAUUAUUCCCAAAGAAAAGGAUCUUAAUGAAAGAAUUCAAGAAUUAAUUACGAAAUCAAAAUUGAUGAUUUUUAUAAAAGGGACACCAAAAGAUCCUAAAUGUGGAUUUUCAAAACAAUUGAUUAAUAUUCUUGAUGAAAAAAAGGCUAAAUAUGAGUAUUUUGAUAUAUUGAAAGAUUAUGAUAUUAGAGAAGGAUUAAAAAUAUUUAUCAAAUGGCCUACUUAUCCUAUGGUGUUUAAUAAUGGUGAAUUAAUUGGUGGAUUGGAUAUUAUUAAAGAAUUAAAUUUUACUG